AUGUUUAAUAGUUCACUAAAUUUAAGAUAGACUAGUAAUUAGAUUGCUUCUCGAAUUUAGGAUGGUAUAUUUAUUGGAAACUAUAUUGUAUUAAAUGUAUCACGUUAUACUUAUCCUAGGAAUAAUAAUACUUAAGUCAGAAUAAAAUAACUCAUGUAGUAAACUGUGCAGCUUCGGAAAUUUAAGCUCCUUCAAAUUUAAAGGUUUUAAAUUUUUAUUGGAAAGAUGAAGAUUAUUAAGUAUAUCAUUAAUAUAUCUAGACUAUCAUUGAUAUCUCUAAUGUAAUUGAGAUUAUCACAUUUGUGAAGAGGGCUGUAAAAAAAGGAGAAAGUGUUUUAUUUUGUUGUCUUAGUGGUUAAAGUCGAUCAUUAUCAGCCCUUAUUGCCUAUCUUAUGUAUCGGUAUUGAAUAUUGUUAAUAAUUGAAGAUAUUAAUGGAGUUUAUUGAAGGUUUUUCAAUAUAUAAACAUUAAGAAGAAGGAAAUAGAAAUAAGAGCAACUUUUUUAAAUAGCUUAUUGAUUUUGAAAAGCAAGACAUGA
Messenger RNA from Paramecium sonneborni, 538 nucleotides. Lineage: Eukaryota; Ciliophora; Oligohymenophorea; Peniculida; Parameciidae. The record is from the annotation of a GenBank genome assembly.